Messenger RNA from Misgurnus anguillicaudatus (oriental weatherfish), 5212 nucleotides. It is a transcript of the gene pde4ca, whose product is annotated as phosphodiesterase 4C, cAMP-specific a. Gene Ontology annotation, biological process: signal transduction. Lineage: Eukaryota; Metazoa; Chordata; Actinopteri; Cypriniformes; Cobitidae. Gene Ontology annotation, molecular function: 3',5'-cyclic-nucleotide phosphodiesterase activity. The record is from RefSeq and is a predicted model, not a curated record.
UCACCUAAGGAAGAUUAAUAAAAUGUUGUCAUGGCCCUUAAAGGUGCAGUGUGUAAUUUUUAGAAGGAUCUCUUGACAGAAAUGCAAAAUAAUAUACAAAACUAUAUUAUCAUGAGUGUAUAAAGACCUUUUUAUAAUGAACUGUUAUGUUUUUAUAACCUAAGAAUGAGACGUUUUUAUCUACAUACACCAAGGGUCCCCUUACAUGGAAGUCGCCAUUUUGUGCCGCCAUGUUUCUACAGAAACCCUUAACGGACAAACUUUUUUUACUAAGUUGUCUCCGUCUAUGACAUUUUUUUGUGGUGGCUACUGUAGCUUCUCUAUGCGUUUCAAAAGCGAGGGAAGAGCAGUGGACUGAGCCAUUGGUUGCAAUUCGCAACCUCACCACUAGAUGCCGCUAAAAUGUACACACUGCACCUUUAAGCAGAAUAAAUAUCCAACUAACACAAUACAUUAGCUCUUACUGAUGAUUAGAACAUUAAAAUGCUCAACAUGCCUUUAGAUGAUUUACACAUGUAGUAACGAGUGGAAUGGGAUGCAUAUGUGUUCUGAUGCGCCCCUGCCCCCAAGCCGUUCAUGUGCUGUAAAAUGUGAAUGAGUGGAUUUCAUGAAUCUGUUUUCCCCACCCCUCUCAAUCUUGCAGGGAUUUUAUAACUUGUGUGAUAUGUUUCUAGCCCACACACACAGUGACCACGGGCACCAUCCAGCCAUCCCAGAUGUAUAUAAUUUCCUUUCUUCAUCUGAACACAAAUAAAUAAUUUUAUAUUAAAAUGUCAUUAUCUUUUUAUGAGAGCCAACAUGGCAAAGCUCCAAAAAUCACAUAUCCAUCUUUAAAGUAAUCCAAGAUCCAGAUGUAUGAGAUUUUUAAAGCUUUGCCAUUUUUGCUUCCAUAUUAGAAGAUAACAUGACUUUUUUGAUACAAAAUUACUGUUUGUGUUUAUCUAAAGAAGGGAAGUCACUAAUAUAGUGAAUGUCCGUCAGCAAUUAGCAGGGAAGGAAUACAAAUUUUCUUUCACCAAGGUAUCCAAACCUUGUGCACAUGGCACAUCCCCAGCCCCCUGUAUCCACCCCAUCCAGCCACUGCUUGUGCUGUGGAGCCAAGAGCCAAUCAGAUGCUUCCCUUCGACCUAGCCUCUGUUGCAGAGCUCGUCUGAUUGGCUUUCCUCCGUGCAGCGUGCGGCAGCGAGUAGGGAGAUACCUGGCAGGAGGGAGAGGGGCUGUUUUCUGUGUUUACACAUGAAUAAGACAGAGUAGGAGAGCAGAGCAUGCGGCAGCGAUGCAGCUUUCCUCCAGUCAGCGGCACACAGUCUCAGCCCGCCACAGGUGCUGCUACUCCAUCAGUCCAUGGCAGCUCAUGGUGCUGGGUUGAGCUCUGCAGUGCUGGAGUUGAUUCUGCUGCCGUCACAUGCAGACUGGACUGACAGAUUCCUGUUGAACCGGGGAGAUCAGGCGGUCUGGACCACAGCACAGACCGUGUUUGUAGCAUGUGCAUCGGCUGGAGGGAGCUUCUUUUGCGCUGGACGUUUUGUUCGAGCUUCAUUUUGCGCUGAAAUGCCAGACGCCAAUUACUUGUUCUCUUUGUCGUGGAUGUACGUUCAGUUUAAAAGGAUGCUGAAUCGAGAGCUAACACAACUGUCAGAAACUAGCAAGUCAGGAAAUCAGAUCUCUGAGUUUAUCUCCAGCACUUUUUUGGAGAAGCAACAUGAUAUGGAAAUCAUGUCUCCUUCAACCAAGGAGAAGGAGAAGAAGAAGCGGCCCAUGUCCCAGAUAAGUGGAGUGAAGAAGCCCACACAAAGCUCCAGCGUGGCAGCUUCCAGCAUCCCACGCUUUGGCGUCAACACUGACCAGGAAGAUCAGCUGGCCAAGGAAUUAGAGGAGAUCGACAGAUGGGGUGUGGAUAUUUUCAAGAUAUCAGAGUAUUCCAACAACCGACCAUUAACGGUAGCAAUGUACACAAUCUUCCAGGAAAGAGAUCUAUUAAAAUCCUUCAAAAUUCCUGUAGACACUUUCAUUAUGUACAUGAUGGCACUGGAGGAGAACUACCACUCAGAUGUCGCAUACCAUAAUAACAUUCAUGCAGCUGACGUGGUCCAGUCCACCCAUGUGCUCCUCUCCACUCCCGCCCUGGAGGCUGUGUUCACUGACCUUGAGAUCUUGGCUGCAUUGUUUGCUAGUGCAAUACAUGACGUGGACCACCCAGGUGUAUCCAACCAAUUCCUCAUUAACACAAAUUCAGAGUUGGCUCUCAUGUACAACGAUUCGUCGGUUCUGGAGAACCACCAUCUGGCCGUUGGCUUCAAACUACUGCAGGAAGAAAACUGUGACAUCUUUCAGAACUUGACGAAGAAACAGAGACAGUCGCUACGCAAAAUGGUCAUCGACAUGGUCUUAGCCACAGAUAUGUCAAAGCAUAUGAAUCUGUUAGCAGAUCUUAAAACCAUGGUAGAAACCAAGAAGGUGACAAGUCUGGGUGUGCUACUGUUGGACAACUAUUCAGAUCGCAUACAGGUUCUUCAGAAUAUGGUGCAUUGUGCUGACCUGAGCAACCCGACGAAGCCCCUGGAGCUUUACCGCCAGUGGACCGAUCGCAUCAUGGUGGAGUUCUUUACUCAGGGGGACCGGGAAAGGGAUAAGGGUAUGGAGAUCAGUCCCAUGUGUGACAAACACAACGCUUCCAUCGAGAAAUCGCAGGUGGGCUUCAUAGACUACAUCGUGCACCCGCUGUGGGAGACCUGGGCAGACUUGGUUCACCCUGAUGCCCAGGAGAUUCUCGACACAUUGGAGGACAAUCGCGAAUGGUACCAGAGCAUGAUUCUUCACAGUCCCACUUCAACCUCAGAGACAAAGAGCAGUGCUGCUGGGACGGGAACGGUGGGCGGAGGUGUGACCUCAGCGGGGGAGAAGUUUCAAUUUGAACUGACCUUAGAAGAAGAAGGAGAGUCUGAUGUUGAUGAAGACUUCAAUCUAGAUUCCACCUAUACAGAUCCAAAUGGCCAACAUUCGUCUCAAGCUCCCCGCACGCAGCAGGCGAACCUGAACGCUUGGACCCACGGCUGCAGGACUCUGUCUUUAGAGAUGGCUGAGCCACCAGACAGUGAAGAUGAGGAAGGAGAGUUUGACCAGGAAGGGAAAAGCGUGUCGUGCCUGAGUCUGGGAACAUAACAACUGCACUUUUUUUGCUUUGUUAAAUUUUAUUUCGUACCUCUUAUGCACCAUCCCUCUCAUCCCAUCCUUAAGUUACUUGGGCGAACGGGACAUGGGGCAGGAGAGCAAAAGAGGAGUAGGAAUGUAUCCACAGGACAUGUUUUUAAACAGCAGUCACCUUGCACUGGGAAAACUCCUAGUCUACAAACUCUAAAAACAUUUUUGUACCGCAAAAAACUGCCUGUGUGUUAUGGACUGAGAGGAAAUCUACUUUAAAGUGUCUUCCUGCGACAUCUGGAGUUUUAAGUAACGAACAAUAACGACCUUUGAGAGUUCAUAGUUGUUGUGACUGAUAAACAGGACACUUUUUAUGACACGUAUGUGCACUAAUAUGUUUUUUAAAAGAUACACUGUUGACUUAAAGCUGGUAUAUAUAUAUACCUGAACAAAAACAACCUAACCUUAACGUAACAAACAAACAAACCUCAGGAUACAAAGAAAUGAUUACUUUCAUGUAGCAAACAGCUUGAGGGUACCCACACAGUGACCACAGUCUUCCUCCGACUGCUAUAAAAAUCUUUAGACGAGAAGUCGAGCCAUGAUUGUGAUCUUUUGUAUUUGUAUAUUGCACCAUCUAGUGCUUAGUAGUGGAACUAGAGCCGCAAUUAUAGGACUUACCACUCCGACAGAAUACAGUGGCUCUGUAUUGUUAUGUACCUUUGCACAUAUUUUACUCGUUUGAUUUGACUAUUACUAUUGAAACGGUUUUAACUUAAACCCUCUCACCUUUGUUUGUAGGAAUGCUUUAUUAUUUAUUGCAUUCACAUUGUUUACAUCCUUGUUUUUUCUAUUUGGCUUUUUUAUUGCAUUGUAUACUUUCAUCAUUUUGAAACCGCUUGCUGCUGAUAUUAUAGGUAGCACUUUAGAAAUAACUUUUCAUUGCUCCAUCAGUAAGGGCUUUAUUAGUCAUCAUAAACUCACCAAGGUCAGCAGGGUUACCAGCAAACAUGUACUUGCCCUGUAAUUUGUGCGGUUUGGUCUAUAGAAGGCUUACAUCCACUAGUCUAGGAAAUAAGCGGUGUCCUAAAACCACAUGUGUGCUUUCUUUUUUGUGCUGGUCACACUGAAAUAUGAGACGUUUAGGUAUAUUAACAUUAAAUGUAUUCUAUUCUAAAAGCAAACUGAAGUAAAGCUGUUGAAGUACACGGGUUUAAACGCAUAAAGCCAAAGUUCAUUUCUGUGCCAGACCAGUUUUUGGUGAUUGAUCAAUUCUCUGCUCUUCACGGGGACAUAGCCAAUGAUGGUACAAGUGCCAAGCAAGCAUGAUCUAUGCUGUACUGUAAUUUCCAUUUUGCCACUGGCUAAUUUCCAUCAAUGACAACUACUGUCAGUAACUUACCAAUCUGAUGACUUCUUUCUUAAAACACGUCAUUUUGUCAGUUUUUGUUUGAACACAUUUUGUCAUUUGAAUUUAAAACGUAAUUUAAAAAUUUAAUUUAAAAAAGUUGAAACAUUUAAUGAUAAACAACAUGUUUCAUAAAUCUUUCUGACUUAGUAAAAUGUGCUUAUUUUAAGGGGCGUGUGUAUGUGCUCCACAGCAAUGUUUUAUGUGGUCAUGAAAGGUUUAGGUCAGCAUUUUUCAACCAGAUGGGUUUUACUAUAGUAACUAUAGUAACUAACCAUGGGUAAUUUUGUAAGGGGGGGGGGGGCAGCUCAAGAUGACUUGAAAUUAUUAAAAAUAAGACAGAACAUGGAUUUGAAUAAGAUAAAACAACUAAAAUCAAUUGGUCUUGGUUAUUUUUAUAAUUAAAUUCUAGUCAUCCCAAGCUCUAGAAUAUUUUAUAGGGUGGUGGGGGCUACAAAUAUUGUUGUGGACAAUGGGGGGGGGGGGCUUGAAACCAAAAAGGUUGAGAUCCACUGGUUUGGACUUUAUGCUCAUGUCAAGUCUUUGUUUUGCUUUUUUUCAGUUGCAGCUCUGACAAUCAGUACUGUUUACCACUACAACGCUGUUACUAAUGUUGUUGUGAUUGGUUUCUUUUCCCAAUGCCAAUAAAAGAAAAAAUUACUA